Messenger RNA from Schizophyllum commune H4-8, 3195 nucleotides. RefSeq lists its product as uncharacterized. Bases 148 to 3195 code for a protein of 1015 amino acids. NCBI's taxonomy places the organism in Eukaryota, Fungi, Basidiomycota, Agaricomycetes, Agaricales, Schizophyllaceae. The record is from RefSeq and is a predicted model, not a curated record. The transcript is spliced from 7 exons. Gene Ontology annotation, molecular function: protein binding.
UUCCCUUUCCCCCUCAUCUUCGUGUGCCUCAAGAUCUAGUAAGGCUUCCGCAUUCAAGCUGCGUCAAGAGGCUUGUUCGCGCUUGCAUACAUUUGGCGCCUAAAACCCUUCUUGCCUCUCACGAGCACCAUCGCGAUACACGAGGCCAUGGCGAGCGGGAAGAAAGCCCGUGCUCGUCGCGCACAGGCGCCCUUCGACGACGCAGAGGCGGAUGUCAUCCUGCGCAGCUCCGAUGGCGUCGACUUCCGCGCGCAUAAGCUCCUUCUCUCCUUGGUGUCGACGUUCUUCAGGGAUAUGUUCUCGCUGCCGCAUGUUGGUCAACGAGGGCCAGACGACGGCGAUCGCGCGGCUGGCGGAGCCCAGACACCGAUCGUAGAGGUCGAGGAGAACGCCGACCUGUUGGAGAAGUUCCUGCGAUGGUGCGAUCCCCGGUGCACCCCAUCGCCGAUAGCGACCUGGGAGGACGUCAACUCCUUGGUGACCAUUUCCAUCAAGUACGACGCGGUGUCGGUAUCUCGUCGAGCCUCUGAGAUCGUGCAGGGUUCAGCCCUUGUCGCUCAGAGUCCUCUCCGAUCGUACGCAUUGGCCGUCCGAUCCGGCAACAGGACGCUGGCAGAGAGAGCGGCCAAGAAGGCAUCACGGGCAGGCCUUGACACAUGGGAGGUCUAUGACGAUAUGAAGCACAUGCCAGUACUGGCAUAUCAUCGCCUCCUGGUCUAUCAUCUCGCGCGCGGGCAGCGAGCAGCUCAGAUAAUCGAGGAAUGGGGAGGUCGGCCUCACGGAGGAUGGGGUCAGCAGGCGGGGCAACCCGAUUGGGAUCACGUUUACGGAAGUGGAUGCACAGGUCAAUGGUGGACCCUGUACAUUCGCAGGCUUUGUGCUGAGGCGAAGGAUCGUCCGGAUGGUACGAGAUCAUCUGCUUUGCGCCGCUUGAGCCACGAUGCGCCUGACAGCGUGGACAAGCGAGGGCUGCUUUGUCGUUUGUGCGAGAGUUAUGCAAACGUGCACGCGUUGCGGUUCUUGGGUGACCUCGCUCCUGCUCUCGACUUCGAGUUGGGCAAGCAUCGAAGAUUGACCUACAAUUCGAUUGAGGUCACCUCGAGUCGACGGGAAACAUACUACUAUAUCCAGGGAGGGACAAAUAGCGAUGGCGGCGGAUCAGGCGGCCAGGAGACACCCACCAUGGACGUGGAGGAGGAUGCCGAUACCCUGGAGAGGUUCCUGCGAUGGUGCGAUCCUCGAUGCACGCCGCCGUUCGUGCAGGACUGGGAGGAUAUUCAGGCCAUGAUGGCCAUGUCGAUCAAGUACGACGCACCGUCGGUGGGCCGCCAUGUCUCCGAGUGCAUGCAGGGGUCGGCUAUGGUCUCCCACUCUCCCGUCCGCGCGUACGUCUUGGCGAUGCGGACCGGCAACAGGAGACUAGCGCAGAUGGCCGCUAGAGAGGCCUCGCGCGCAGGAAUCGAGACCUGGAAGUCUUGCAAGGAGAUGGAGCAUAUGUCCGGGCUCCUCUACCAUCGUCUCCUCGACUACCAUAUCGCCCGCGUCAAUGAGGCGGUCAGGAUAGUUGAAGAUCUGGCCGCCCUGCCAACCACGGAUUGGGAGAUCGGAGUCCCGAGAUGGAGCCAUGUAGAGGGAAGUGGCUGCACCGGGCAGUGGUGGAAGCUGUACGUUGAAAGACUUUGCGCGGAGGUCAGACAACGUCCGGACGGGUUCGGAUCUUCGAGGCUGCGUGAAUUGGCCCAGCACACGCCGACCGAGGUGGACAGGGCUGGCGUGCUCUGCGAGCUGUGCGUAAGCAAUGCGCACCCGCACGCCAUGCGCUUUUGGAGCGAAGGCGCCGUAGAGCUGGAUUUGGCGUUGGGCGUCGACGAGAUAGUCCUGCAGCUCGCUCAAGACCAAGUCAGGGACGGGGGGAGGGCGAGCAUAUGUACUUCUGAGGCAGCGGAUAGUGUUCGUAUACCCUUCUUACCUCCCACGACCAUCAUCGCGAUACACGAGGCAAUGUCGAGCAGCGAGAAAAUCCAUGCGCGCCGUGCGAAGGCGCCCUUCAGCGACGCAGCGGCAGACGUCGUCCUGCGCACCUCCGAUCGCGUCGACUUCCGCGUUCACAAACUCCUGCUCUGCCUGGUCUCGACAUUCUUCAGCGAUAUGUUCUCCCUCCCGCACAUCGGCCAAGGGGGGCCGCUCGCCAGCCCAGGAGGGUCCGAUGGCGGCGAUCGCGCCUCUGGCAGGUUCUCCAUACCGGUUGUAGAGGUCGAGGAGGACGCGGAGACGCUCGAGCAGCUGCUGCGAUGGUGCGACCCUCGGUGCACGCCGCUGCCGCUGACGACCUGGAAGGACGUUCAGACCAUCGCAGCGCUCGCCGUCAAAUACGACGCACCUUCGAUAUCCCGCCGGGUAUCCGAAUUCCUGCGUGGGACGACACUCGUCAAGGAGUCACCCCUCCAGGCGUACGCCUUCGCAGUACGAGUCAACAGCAUAGAACUGGCGCAGCUGGCAGCUAGGGAGGCUUCUCGUGCUGAAAUCUCCGCUUGGAAAGCUGGCAUCGAGCUGAACUUCAUAUCGGGGUCGGCGUAUCAUCGCUUGCUGGAGCACCACUUCGCGUGCGCUCGUCGCGGUGUGCAGAUUGUGGAAGAGUGGACUGCGAGGGACACGGACACUAAUUCGCCCAUUAUUGGGAUCCCUCCUUGGAAAAGUGUAUGGUCAGACCACCAUGGGCUCAAGAGAGGCACGUGUAGUUGCGGCCUGAACUGGUGGAAGGUGCUCACCCAGACACUGCGGGUCGCCGUUGAGAAGCAACCGAGAGGGUUGGGGUCGACAGGGGUAGAGUUUCCUCCCAAAGGGUUGGAUGGCACGGCACCCUCACUGUGUGAAAUCUGUAUGAAACAAGGACCUAUGUAUACAGUCAAGUUCAUCGGUGCGCUGGCCACUCAUCUUGACUCGGAAUUGGACAAGCAAGACGAAGGCAGGCGCAAUGAUAUUGGCCAUUCUCGGUGGGUUUGGGCGAAGGAUUGUUGCACUUCGCAGAAGGAAGUGACCGUCCAGGACAAAAUCAGGAUCAAAAUACUGACGGCGAAGAGCAGAACAUGCCCUAUCGGAUCUCGCUCCCCUCAUUUGAGGAUGACUUGGGUGGUUCCCGAGCGGCUUCGCUUUCCAGGAGAGUCACAAGCAUAUCUCGCCGCAGGCGGCAAAUGA